AAUUGGACUUGUGAAAGGUACAUCGUUGCCGAAUGAGAAAGAACCAAGCCAGGUCCGUUGAUUCGAGGAUACCUUGCCCAAAGAGGUUUUCCGCGUAUCCGUGGAUAUCUCGUGUUUUUGGUUUUUCUUUUCUUUUUUUUGUUCUGCCUCUGAGAUCUUUGGCUGGUCCAUUACACGACGCUUUUUUUUGUCUUUGAGCGAGCCAAUGUCGACUUCGGCCGGUACCGUGCGACAGCUCCUAUUCGAUGGAUUCCAACGCGUUUGUCCCUGCGUCGAGAAAUUUGAACGUCAACUCCUUCAAUUAAGCUCCAGAACCCUUGUCCUGAAGCCAGACACUCGAAGACGACAGAAUCGUGCGGAACCGCGCGUUCAUUGGUCGACCCGAGCCGACGACGCCUGCGCGAGGCUGAGUCUGCAUGAUCGCGGAGAGCAUGGUCGAUCGUUUCCCGCACAAACUAGCAAAAUCAGCUGGACGGCCAGAGGCCAGGAGGAGCUGAACACAUCACGCGGCUGCGGCAUCGAGCAAUAGCUGAAUGCGCGUUCAGUACGAGCCGGUUUUGCUGAUACACGGGCGGACAAUCUCAGCGGGAAAGAGGCUAGGGCGGAAUUGCUACGCUGCGCAUCAUUGUCAACCCCGCGGUCAGGGCGAGACAAAAGGGUCGUUGCUCCACACGAAGACGCAAUCACCUUCGCUCUUGGCUGGGUGGUCGGAACUGGCCGUCGAAAGCUACCAGCUUCCGCUACAAACCAACGUGCUGAGAACCACCCCGUUGGGUGUGGCGAACGUUUGAGCACCAUCUCGUACUCCCUCAAACACGAACUGGGGGCCCGCUCUCCUUCCCGCUUUCUACAGUCCAUUGGAUGAAGGAUUUGACGCGCGUAAGACCCCAACGAGCCAAUGCAACGAAUGCAAGCGUAGUUUCUUUUUGAGUGAGCCUUGUGGAACCUUCUGACGUGGCGGGAAGCACGAAUGUAAACACCUCAUAGGCUGCUUUUCCUUUUCUUGUGCAUAGGUUGGAGCACGACAGCAGGCUGUCCCAAAACGGAGGAUACCGAGUCUUUGGGAAAGAGGCUCGUCACGAACAAUUCAGAACGUCCGCCUGCGCAGUUCGAUCAAGCUGCAAUGGCAGAACUUUGCUUUCGAGGUUCGCAAUGUCACAAGGGCCGGCUUGUAGUCAGAAAAUGAAUAUUUAUUAAACAGAUGCUUAGAUAACAUUUCUGCAGCCGCAGAAUAUGUGGAACACAGUUCAAAAAUGAUUCGAAAC
Verruconis gallopava is the source of this 1265-nucleotide messenger RNA. RefSeq lists its product as uncharacterized. The transcript has a single exon. The coding region runs from base 206 to 529 and encodes 107 amino acids. Lineage: Eukaryota; Fungi; Ascomycota; Dothideomycetes; Venturiales; Sympoventuriaceae. The record is from RefSeq and is a predicted model, not a curated record.